AUGUCUGACGAACAAGCAAAGGGCUCAGGAGCUAUCCUCUGUGACAUGUGUACAGGGGAGGACAGGAAACCAGCACGGAAGACCUGCAUGAAAUGUGAGAUCUCCAUGUGCGUCCAGCACCUCCAGGCCCACCUCACCACUCCUGUCUUAAUCCAAACUCAUCCUCUGACCGAGCCAAUGGCCUCAGGGGAUGCAGGCUUAGGUGGCACCACUAAAUGCCCCCAGCAUGGCAAACUCCUGGAGUACUACUGCUUGGAUGACAUGACCUGUGUGUGUGUUUCUUGUGCCAUUGAAGACCAGCACCGUCUGCACAAUAUGAAGACCUUCUCCACAGCCUACAAAGAGCUUGUGGAGAAGCUCAACACUGAGCAGCAGGCCUUACUGGUGAGAACUGGUGACAAGAAUUUGUGUCUGGAAAAGUGGGAUAAGAGUGAAAGAGAGAAGCUGGGUUGCUCUAGCGUGCGUCUCAUUGAGGCUGUGACUAACCUGCGUGACAUCACCCUGACCAGUGUCCAGAGUUCAGUCUCUGCCCGGAUGGUGUCCAUCAGAACCAGCAAGAGCAGCAUGCAAGCUGCACAGCAGGAGAAGGACACCUUCAGAUUCCUGCAGAUGUAUUCUCAGGUGCAUCAGGAUGUGGAGAAGGCCAAGGCUGUGGAUCUGAGGAAAGGCUUGGAGCCUGGCAGUGAUCGGGACAAACUGGUUCAGGAGAUAAUACAGAAUGGGGAUAAGAUGAUGAAGCAGGCAGGCCAAUUCUUGGGAUCCCUGCUGACUCUGGUGGAUCCAGAGAACCACCAGGAGCUCACUGCUACUGGUUCAGACCUGAUCUUUGAGCCACAGAUUUUUAGCCCUGGCGUGUUGCUGUCCAAAGACAAAAGGAAGGUUUUCUACAGCAGUUGGCAGGAUGUAUGCUCUGCCACUCUUCUAAUCCGUAGUGCAAAGACAGUUACUAACAUUCAGAGGUGGAUGAUCAGUCUUUCCCCAGACUGCAACUGGACCGUUGGUUUAUGUGACAAACAGUCUGCAAAGUCUGCAAAUUUGAGGGAUGAACAUAUCUAUGGUCUGUGCUGCAAAGAUAACCAGCUAAGUUCUCUCACAACAGAAUAUGAUGAUGCAUCAGUCAGUCCAUUUCUUUUUGGGGUGCAGAACAAUGUCAAGGUUACACCACGGAAAACAUGCAGGGUUUCCUCUGCAUUAAACAAGGCCGUACCACGACCUGAAAUGGUUGAAGUGUUCUGGAACUCCGUCACCUCCUCGCUGUCCUUCUUCAGCAGAACUGGACGGCACCAGAGGGAAGAAAUCAUCACGAUUAAGAUGAGCCUCAACAACUGGGACCUGGCCCCCUUUGUUCAACUAGAACAUAAAAAUGUCCAAAAUAGGCAAGGACAGGAUUGGAAGUGCCAAUGUGGGAAGGCUUCCAAAAUGGAGAAGAGUUAAGUCAUGGUAGGCUACAAUCAACAGGAUAGUUGUUCUUCUUGUGAAGCAGUUAUUGGUGAUGUAUGCAUAGAUGUGGUUUGUGAACUUCAGUAAUGGGUGAGACGACUGAUCAUUGCUAAUUAAAUACAAAGCAACAAAUAUCUACAGUUACAACAUCUCUUGAUUUCAUUGGAUGAAUAUAAAUAUUAGUUUAGUAUCAAGUUGCUGUCAAAUCAAAAUAAAGUGCUUUUAAUGCAAAUUCCAGAAAUAAGAUAAUCCUUUUGGUGUACAAUAUACACAUCAUAUACUAUAGGAAAGAUCUUUUUUCAAUUGUGGUAAUGUUAAUGAUUUUGUUUUGGGAGUUGUUUCUAAUAUAUGCAACAAGGUUGUUUUGUAAUGCUCUUUUACUGUGUCAUAAUUUAAGGUGUUUGUCUCCAUCUACUGGUGGUGAACACGUCACUGCGCUCACACAGUGCUCUUAUUUUACACUACAUUGACUUUAAGAAUCAAAAUGUCAACAAGGAAUGUUUACUUACUCUGUGAAUGAUACAAUCAACAAUAAAGUCUGUCAA
Molecule: messenger RNA, 1985 nt
Organism: Centropristis striata (black sea bass)
Lineage: Eukaryota; Metazoa; Chordata; Actinopteri; Perciformes; Serranidae
Product: tripartite motif-containing protein 16-like
Exons: 1
Coding region: 1-1434 (477 amino acids)
Molecular function (GO): zinc ion binding
Source: RefSeq, a predicted model, not a curated record